CGUUAUGUUAACUCGCCUCUCUCGAUUAGCUUUACCUCCUCUGUGUUAGUGCUUGUCACGGUAACGUGCACAUUUUCUCAUUCAUUACGUUUCUGAAUGUAUUUUUUUUUUCUUUACAGCACAUCAUGUUGGUCAAAGUGAGAUUUGGUGAAACUCAGAAGUAUGUUAAAGUUGCCCAAACUGAAGAGGGCUAUGAAGACUACAAUACAUUUCUUCAGAAAGUCAUAGAAAAGUUAGGUCUUCCAUUGCAGACCGAGCUGCAUGUCACAGAUGAAUCUGGGACAGAAGUGGAUGCGGAUGUGUAUGAGGAGCUUUUAAAAGCAGGGAAUCUUAUCAUUCAUGUGUCCACAGAAAAGUCUACAGAGUUGCUUGUGUCCGACACGUCAUCCUCUGUGGCGUCUGAUUCAUCAGAUGCAACAGUGAUUCUUGAUAGAAACAAUGUAUAUAAAAGAACCCACAUUGAGCGGGAAUCAGCAAAUGAGAUGGUGAGAAACGUUCUCCAGUCUAAGCCGGGGGGAGAAAAAAUCUUGCACGAGUAUGACAAAACAAAGACAUUGACGGAUGCUACACGGCGACAAAUGGUAAACCUCCUGGUUGCAGACAUGAUGGAAGUACAUGGGAGAAUACCACCAACCCAUGUGCGAACAAAAUAUGCUGUUGGCAUCACCACUCUAUUUCCUAACCUUAGUGAUCCAUACUCUGGAAACGGAUAUGAACUCUACUAUGAUGCAGAAAGUGGGUCUGGCUACUUGGCCUGGAGGAUAAAGACCGUCCAGCGCAACACUGCAGUUCAAUCUCGGAGAUGCUCCACCAGCACUACGUAUGGUCCAAAGAGCAAGAGGGAUUUUCUCCUGGCUGACAAGCAACUGUUCGGCGAGGAAUGCCGUGAGGCAAUAUCCUUAUUGAAACAUUCAACUGAUGUGUCAGUUGUCAAAGAUAAGAUGAUGGCAACAUUUCAAUACCGCCAGACGCUAGUUCAGGACCAGCAAAACUCUGCAACAGUCUUGGAUGUGUUCCCGCGGUUUCUCGACAUCCCCGGCUUGAUUGACCAAGAUUUCACCAUGAUGUUUGGAGAAGAGGUUUCUGGCAGAUUUUUGGCAAAAUGGCCGACGUACUUCAAACCCAGGCUCCUGGCAGACUGCAAGAACCGGACUUCUAAUGAGCAUGUUGAAGAACUCUUGUCUGCGCAGCAAAACUCAAAUGAGUCUGGCUGGGACAGUGACCUGUCAAGCGUUCUACUGCUGGUUCACCUGCUCCCCCCUACGUCAAAAGGCCACAAGAAGAGUGCUAAGAUUAGCUCAUAUCAAGCUGUCAACCAUGUGGCGAGAUAUCUUAAGAUUGGAGCCAGUGUUGAGGCCUUCCUAGGGAGCUUGGAACCAGGACAGCCCUUCCUCCUCUGUGUUGGUGAACAGAAGAACAACAUUCAGAGGUUCUAUGUCAUCAUUGACAAGAAGGCCAUCCCUUGCAAGGCGCAAACAUCCCUGGCAGCUUUCGAUGAGCUUUUCAAGGCACACUUCAUCUUCAGUGUUAACUACCAUGAAUCCCUCAACAGCUUCUACACAUUCAUCCAAACCACAGUGUUUAACAUCAACUUGGGAAGGUUCAAAAAACACCUUUUUCGUUUGCACAAGGACACUUGUUCACCAAAUAAACACCUCGUUCGUUUGCACAGGGCCACUUGUUCACCAAAUACUAUUGACAAUGUGGACGCUCAAAGUGAAGCACAAUUGCAAGCAUCAGGUGUUGCUGAGAGCACUGUCCAAGCAAUGGUAGGCUCAAUGGAAGAGCUUGUAAAUGACAUUCAUGAGCAAACAAGAGAAGCUUUUCUCAGCUCAGCCAAACGACAGAAGUUCUUCGAGGAAAAGUGGGAAAUAGUUGAACCUGUAGAGGGUACAACAUUUUGGAGGCACCGCUGGGAUAUACUCGUCGGAGGGCAGUCGUCACAUACCUGGCCGACACUUCCUGAUGCAGUACAUCCCCUAAAACAACCCAGCUUAACAGUGAAGAGUGGAUUGAGUUCCUGCAGUAAAGGCGAGACAGAGGCAAAGAACCAGAAACCUGAGGCCACAGAGAUCAUCAGUAAGACCUUUGAGAACCACGUCCAGGAUGUAAAGAAAGUGCUGCAACGGCUGAAGGAACAUGGCGUCAAACUCAAGCCAAAGAAGUGUGAGCUUUUCAAACCUGAAGUCCGUUACCUGGGAAGAAUAGUCUCUGCAGAGGGAAGUAAAGUUGAUCCUGCAGACACAGAAGCUGUCAGAUCCCUGAAAGACAAACAACCAAAAAAUGUCGAUGCGUCAGCCAAAGGCUUGGGUGCAGUAUUGUACCAGAAUCAAAAUGGAAAACUUCGUGUGAUUGCCUACGGAUCUCGUACUUUAUCUGCUGCUGAGAAAAAUUACCACCUACACUCAGGCAAGCUGGAAUUUCUUGCUCUGAAGUGGUGGGUGGCUGAAUUAGCAGAUUUCCACUUCACAAUCAGAUACCGCCCUGGCCGAGAAAAUAUUGACGCUGAUACACUAUCCAGAAUGCCCCUUGACAUCGGAACUGUGAUGAAUGAGUGUUCGGAGGAGCUGUCAUCAGACGUGAUAGGUGCAACAAUUCAGGCAGUAGAAGUUCAAGAAGGACCCAGCAUUCCAUGGUCAGUCUCGACAAACUGUUCCUCAUUGAAGUCUGUUCAGCAGUUCCAACCAUCACCCCGUUGCCUGUAA
Carassius carassius (crucian carp) is the source of this 2705-nucleotide messenger RNA. RefSeq lists its product as uncharacterized. Lineage: Eukaryota; Metazoa; Chordata; Actinopteri; Cypriniformes; Cyprinidae. The record is from RefSeq and is a predicted model, not a curated record. Bases 126 to 2705 code for a protein of 859 amino acids. The transcript is spliced from 16 exons.